AUGGACACGUGGCUCUGGUAUAUGGUGUCUGUCAUCGUUGUGCACCGAAAAAUCCGCGCACCAGCAGCUUUAUUUUGCUUUGGUAAUAGCAAGAGCGAUGUAUCAAGAAGUGUUUGUUGGAUAAUCAGUUACGAGUUACUUUUAUCUGGCAUCCACAGCAUUCAUACAGAUGGUUAUCUGUGGCCCAUGAUCGCGCAAAAAAGUGCCAACAACUUCUGGCCAAGCAAUCCGCCAACAGCCCUUGACAGCCGAGCCAUCAACUCCCGAUCCCGACGUCCGACCUACACUCUUGUUGCUCCUUCACGAAAGACAAGGGACUUCUUCGAACGACCACAUAAGUAG
This is a messenger RNA of Toxoplasma gondii ME49, 342 nucleotides long. RefSeq lists its product as hypothetical. The record is from RefSeq and is a predicted model, not a curated record. Bases 1 to 342 code for a protein of 113 amino acids. Lineage: Eukaryota; Apicomplexa; Conoidasida; Eucoccidiorida; Sarcocystidae. The transcript has 2 exons.